AUCGAUAUCUCUGCAAUAGACUGCCCUACCCUGCGCCGCCGCCGUCAAAACGCCGCAGCCUUUUCUGUCGAUCGCCGAGCGGUGAUUUCGGCAGCGCUGUUUGAUUCGCAAGCUUUGAGGGAGCUCACAAGCGAGGUCCGCGCCGGAACUAUGUUUCGCAACCAGUAUGACAAUGAUGUCACUGUUUGGAGUCCUCAGGGGAGGAUUCAUCAAAUUGAGUAUGCAAUGGAAGCUGUUAAACAGGGUUCAGCCACAGUUGGUCUGAAAUCAAAAACCCAUGCAGUGUUGGUUGCACUGAAGAGGGCACAGUCAGAGCUUGCAGCUCAUCAGAAAAAAAUUCUUCAUGUUGAUAACCAUAUUGGUAUCUCAAUUGCUGGGCUUACUGCUGAUGCUAGACUGUUAUGUAAUUUUAUGCGCCAGGAGUGUCUGGAUUCUAGAUUUGUAUUUGACAGACCACUUCCUGUGUCUCGGCUUGUAUCUCUAAUUGGAAGCAAGACCCAGAUACCAACACAGCGGUAUGGCCGGAGACCCUACGGUGUUGGGUUGCUUAUUGCUGGAUAUGAUGAUAUGGGCCCUCAUAUUUUCCAGACCUGUCCAUCUGCUAAUUAUUUUGACUGCAGAGCUAUGUCCAUUGGAGCCCGUUCUCAAUCAGCUCGUACUUACUUAGAGAGACAUAUGUCUGAGUUUAUGGAGUGCAACUUAAAUGAACUGGUUAAACAUGGUCUUCGUGCCUUAAGAGAGACACUUCCUGCAGAGCAGGACCUAACUACAAAGAAUGUUUCCAUUGGAAUUGUUGGUAAAGACUUGGAGUUUACAAUCUAUGAUGACGAUGAUGUAUCUCCAUUCCUGGAAGGUCUUGAAGAACGACCUCAGAGGAAGGCACAGCCUGCACAACCUGCUGAUGAACCUGCAGAAAAGGCUGAUGAACCAAUGGAACAUUAAGUGAUAAACUUAACUAUAUGUGUAUUAUUGAAUAUUUGAGAAUGCAGAAACACAUACUGAUGACAGUAAUCUAUACUUUGAACCAAAAGAUGCAAUGGUGGAAUGGUAUAAGUCCAAAUACUGAUUUUAGGAAUCAGUCCAAAUGUGUUUUUUCCAAAUAACUUCCCCGAACCAUAUAAUGGGGUACAUUUUUCUUUGAGAGGGUCUAUAUAAUCAUUUUCUAGAAAGUAUAGGUAUACCAGUGUUUUUAUAUAAAGAAAAUAGUGUCUUUGGGGUUUUAAAGACAACUGUGAAAUAAAAUUGUUUCACCUCCUGGUG
This is a messenger RNA of Ictidomys tridecemlineatus (thirteen-lined ground squirrel), 1260 nucleotides long. RefSeq names its product proteasome 20S subunit alpha 1 (gene Psma1). Gene Ontology annotation, cellular component: proteasome core complex, alpha-subunit complex; proteasome core complex. The record is from RefSeq and is a predicted model, not a curated record. Lineage: Eukaryota; Metazoa; Chordata; Mammalia; Rodentia; Sciuridae. Gene Ontology annotation, biological process: ubiquitin-dependent protein catabolic process.